AUGGUGUCGCCAUUCCUUCCCCCGGCUCCGACGCCGCCUGUCAACAAUAGCAGCAGCCAGGGCCCAGUUUCGAACCGCGAUCGAACUGCCGGUCUUCUCAACCUCCUCAAGUUCAGUGGUAAAGGUUCCCAGCCGAUUAUCGCACCCGAGGAAGAUCACCUCGAAGGCCCCGGUCCUCUAGGCCAUCAGCAUCCGGUUGGUGGGCCAUCCUACAACAUCCCCCACCAUGUCGGCCCCCAGAGCCAUCAUAGCCACCAGAGCCAUCAUAGCCAUCCUUCCCAGCAGUCCCCUCAUCAUGAAAUUGUGAACGUGGCUAUCCCUCGACAGGCACUUCCUCUCUUGGCCCCUGCACCGUCCAGUGCGGAUCCGUCGGGUCUUUUGGCUGCCCUUAUGAAGGGCAUGCGCGCGCCCGAUGAGCAAGAUGACCAGCAGGAGCACCAUUCGCCUCCCGUUCAACCUCACGCAACCGCCGCACAUGGUAGCUUUGGCCCGUCCUCGCCAUCGUCGGACACUCGAGCUUAUCUUCUCGAUCUGCUCAACCGGCCAAAGCCGAGCCAAGACGAUCAGCAGUCUCAAGACCAGAGGAGUUCUGGCUACAACAGCUAUUCCAUGGCGAGCAAUGGACACGAGGGUCGUGGGCCUCAGCCUCAUCCCGGCCAGUUCCCGCACCAGCAGCAUAGCACUUGGUCGUAUCAUAGCCAGCCUUCAGAUCAUGGUUCCCCCGGCUCUUUUAGCCAAUCUCUUGGGGGUGAUCACUACGCCAAUCAGGCGCCCUUCCAGAUUUUGAAAAAGGCCCAUCCUUCCGAGUCUCCCAAUGACUUCCACGACCUCAAUGACACCCAUCGUCAGAGCCUCAGCCCCACCGAUACGCGUCGAAAGACUGAUCAUGGCUUGGCCGAUGAAGAUGAUUUUGUUGAACAUGGCCGUUCUUUGGAGGCGUCGGCGCAGCCUGUCCUUGAUCAAGGCGAGGAUCAUUCCAUCAACCCCACCAAUGACCAUUCUGAACCAGCUUCUGCCGACUUUGAGACCAUUGACAACUUGGCGGAAUCGGAUUUGAAGGCUGAGGCUGAAACUGCCCAUGGCCUCGCUGAUGUUGACGAUGAUGAUAAGUCGCCUCGUGGCGAUUUCCGUGAUUCGAAAGAUUCAUCUGCGUCGUCCCCAAGCAUGGUCUCCCCGGACCUCGAGCUCCAUGAUCACACCCAGGCUGUUGCCGAUAGUUGGGAUAGCGCGGAUGCCGAAGACGCUGCCUUUAUUGCAGAUGACUCGUAUGCUCCCGUCAAAGUUUAUGACUUCCCGAUGCAGCCUUGGAUUUCCAUCACCAUGACUGAUGGAGGUAUCGAGGACCGCCCCGAGUUCCGUGAUGGUGCGAUUAUGGAUAUUGCUCGGUUGAAGAAGGAAUUUGACCAGAUUGAUCGCAAUCUGCAGGAUGAUGGUAAGGACGUCAAGAUCUUUUCCAAUACCAAGGAUCGCAUAUUCAACAUCUCCAUGUCCAUCACCCCCAGCGAUCAUACGGGUAUCCACCGAGAGGCAAUCAUGGGCACAGGCGUCAGCGGGACCGUUUACUGGGUUCAAAUUCUCGAGAGUGACAAGGAUCACAUUGAAGAUGCUCACCCGGAGCAAUACGGGUUUGCGCUUCCUCCUUUAAGCUCUCAAGAAGGAGAUACGUCGGGCGGGGUUCUCAAAACACGCGCCAGGGUGUCAUCCUGCCAUCCCGAGUUCUUUGCCGUUGGCCGCGGCAAAUCCAUCACCAUCGUCUGGCCCUAUUUUGUCAUGCAGAACACAUUCUUCAAACCCGGACACGAUCGAGUCGUCGACGCAGAAAAGCUUGCUAAGCAAUGCUCACUGAAGAUCAACACUGGUAAGGCUGGAAAGGACUUCACUUUCAGCCAAGAUGAUUCGGUCAUCGUCUCUCUGGACAAGUCUGGCCGCGUCAAGUUCUGGGAUGUGAGGGAACUCACCCUAGCCCGGGAAGAUGGCGACCCCAACCGUCCUUUGCCCGCUCAUAGCUCUUUCGAGAUCAAGGACCCCCUCAUGACUCUUGCCAGCACUCCCGAUGGAGAAAAGGCUUGGCCCACCUCGGUGCUCCUGCUUGAUAAGAUCAAGCCGUACCAAAAGAGGUGCGCUCUUCGAUACAUGAUUGUUGGCAUGAAGCAGAACCAUACCCUGCAGCUGUGGGAUUUGGCGCUUGGCAAACCCGUUCAGGAGUUCAACUUGCCUCAUAGCAAGGAAUCAGAUGCGGUGUGCAGUGUUACGUACAACCCCGCUACCGGCAUGAUCGUCAUCGGCCACCCCACCAGAAACUCCAUUUACCUGGCUCACUUGUCCGCCCCCAAGUACACGUUCAAGAAUAUUUCUCAGGCUGAGUACAUCUCUCGACUUGGCAUGAAGGAUCCUACAAUCCCUGCCCCCGAGUCAACCGCUGUAAUUAGCGGCGUACGCGAAUAUUCGUUUGAUAACAGGGGCGUGCUGAGGAGUCUUGACAUGCUAUCUACCCCCGCUAUGGCUCAAGAUAGCGACGAGCCGACCCUCUUCGAGCUUUAUGCCAUGCAUUCCCGCGGUGUUGCCUGCGUCCUCGUCCGCCAGCGUGAGCUUGGCUGGUCCAAGGAUAACAAGGUGAUUGAUGGUGUAGAGGCUCUCAAGGCAGGUGUUAUUGAAGUUGCUCCCCUCAAGUCCCUGCCUGCUCAGCCUCUUGAUGAGCCGGUCCAGAAUAAGCAGCAGGCCCGCUCAGGCAAGGAUGCGCCCCAGCAAGAGGACCUGGUACGGAAAUUACCAGAUUCUGUUAGCCCUGCCAAAAUUCAGAUGCGCAAGGAUGCGGACGGCGCUACGAACGCACCCUCUCCCGCCGGCGCUCUUGACAAGUCGGAGAAGAGGGGCCGCAAGAAGAAGAAUGCCGCGGCACAGUCUGGCACUACAGACGCUCCCGCUAACGGCGCGAACGCUCAGCCGGCAGCCAAGGGAAGUGCACCCUCUGCGAAGAGUGCGAUUGACGCCACUGUUAAGGGCAUGGAGAACCGCCUGAACGCAUCCAUAAGCCAAGUCGUUGAAACUGCGAUUGGUGGCCUCAACGGCACUAUCGUCGCUCGCGAGGCCGACUUUGAUUCGCGUCAGCUGAAGUUGCUAGAUGUUGUAUCGGAGGUUCUGAACCAGAAUGUCCAGAAUGUCCUUGGGGAUAUCAUCAGCAACCAGUUUUCAGGCUCCGUCAUCCCCUCCAUUGCGGAUGCUACCAGCAAGGCUGCAGCGGAGCAAGUGAGCAUCAAGGCUAUGCACACUAUCCAGAAGGAACUCAGCAAGGCUUUGCCUACUAUCGGCGAGAAGGUUGUCAUGAACGAUGGACUUGUAGAUGCCCUUUCUGAGAAGAUCAGCACUCGCGUGGCUAGCAAGGUGGAAGCCGAGGUCAUGCGAGGACUGUCCACGACUCUCAUGCCUGCCAUCAAUAAUGUGACGAUUCAGACCACGCAUCGCGUUGCGGCUGAGAUUCAACAGCAGUACCAGGAGGAGAUUGACCGCCUAGACACCCAACGUCGCUCAGACUCGAACAAGAUUGACCAACUGUUAUCGCUCGUCACUCGUCUGUCUGACACUGUUUCCACGAUGGCGGCCGCACAAUCUAAAUUCCAGGGCGAGUUCCUCAAGUUCCAGCAGCAGACCAUCGCUGAGCGUGAGCACAGUGCUCAUGUCAACACCGUGGCGACCCUUGAGAAUUCGGCGGACCAGACUCCCGGGUCUGCCCAUGACAUGGAACUCAACCACACCAUUUCAACGAUUGCCCAGUCUGUGCAGGACGGUCGGUUGGAGGAAGCCAUCAUUCGCUGGCUCCAGAGCGGAAGCGAGGACGAGAUUUUUGCUCGCUACUGGUCUAAAAUGAGCCCCGUUCACCUCCGCGAUCUCCCUCCUCUGGUACAACUGUCGGUGGCAACCACCGUUUCCCAACAUCUCGACACGGCGUUGGCUCGGCAGAAGGCGGCUUGGCUGGAAACGUCAGUCCACUGCCUCAUGAACAAUGUGCCCACCUUUGACCAACAAGUUCGAGAAGUUACGCCCAACAUCAUGAAGCUCGUUAUCAGCCGUUCGGAGAACCUUAUGAUGCGAAUCAGCACCAAGGACCGCCAUGACCCCAUUCUCCAGAACCUGGUACAGCUUAUCGGCACAGCCAAGCGUAUCCUGGACGCCACCACCGGUGGCCACCAUCAGUACUAA
This is a messenger RNA of Parascedosporium putredinis, 4197 nucleotides long. NCBI's taxonomy places the organism in Eukaryota, Fungi, Ascomycota, Sordariomycetes, Microascales, Microascaceae. The record is from the annotation of a GenBank genome assembly.